Molecule: messenger RNA, 623 nt
Organism: Chrysoperla carnea
Lineage: Eukaryota; Metazoa; Arthropoda; Insecta; Neuroptera; Chrysopidae
Gene: mRpS6
Product: probable 28S ribosomal protein S6, mitochondrial
Exons: 3
Coding region: 75-530 (151 amino acids)
Biological process (GO): translation
Cellular component (GO): mitochondrial small ribosomal subunit; ribosome
Molecular function (GO): structural constituent of ribosome; small ribosomal subunit rRNA binding
Source: RefSeq, a predicted model, not a curated record
AUCAAGAGGUAAAUACCAGUUAAUUUUAAAUUUGUAUUACAAAAAUAUUAAAAUAAAAUUAAUUAUAUAUAAAAAUGCCUUCAUACGAGUUAAUGGUACUCUUGCGAAUCAUGCCCAAAGGUGAAAUUGUAUCAACUUUACGAAGAACAGCAGAUGCAAUUUUUGAAAAAGGUGGUUUUAUACGAAAAUUAGAAAAUUUGGGUACAAAUCCCAUACCAUAUAAAACGAGUUCACAUGGACUUGUACAUACUAAAGCAAGUUAUUUCUUAUUUGAAUUUGAUUCACCACCGAGUACGAUAGCCGAUUUAUAUGAGUUUUAUGGUCGAGACAUUGACAUCAUUAGACGUAGAAUUUAUAAAUUACCAGAACCUAUGGAAGAACAAAUUGAAGAAUGUACGCUACAUGAUGAAAUACAACCACCAGCAUAUAGGAAGUCUGUCCAAGAAAUGGUUGCUCUUGGGCAAAAACAAGCAAAUAAAAAUAAAUUUAAAUAUAAUUCAGGAUUAGAUUAUUAUCCGUUUCAAAAAUAAUUUUCUAUUUAUUGUUAUUAGUCGAAUAGUAAUUUUUUGUAAAUAAUAAGGUUUGAUUUUUAAGUAAAUUACGUACAUAAAUGAUAUUGGAUA